This is a messenger RNA of Pocillopora verrucosa, 1413 nucleotides long. Its product is annotated as 5-hydroxytryptamine receptor 6-like. Lineage: Eukaryota; Metazoa; Cnidaria; Anthozoa; Scleractinia; Pocilloporidae. Gene Ontology annotation, molecular function: G protein-coupled receptor activity. The record is from RefSeq and is a predicted model, not a curated record. Gene Ontology annotation, biological process: G protein-coupled receptor signaling pathway. Gene Ontology annotation, cellular component: membrane.
UACAAUGUUGGACUUUAUCAGCAUCCGAAAACAGUGAUUGAAAUGUGGUUUUUUAUCUUUGGAUGGUUAUUUACAGUCCUGACUGUUUUUGAAAACGUUUUUGUGAUGUACUUGAUCAUUACACGACCACAACUUCGUGUAACAUCAAACUGGUUCGUGCUGUCCCUCGCACUGGCUGAUUUCUGCGUCGGUUUAAGCUAUUUUCCCCUACUUUUCGUUUCAAGUUUCUUUCCGUCACAGCUACCCGUCGACCACACAGGAAAUUGGUUCAAAAUCAGCCAUACAUUUCUCUAUUCCUCGACGGCGAAUCUUUGCGUCUUGACAGCAGAUAGAUACCUAGCAGUGACGAUGCCUCUCAAGUACCUCUUACGCAUGACAAAUGAAAAGGUGAUUUAUCUGAUCUCUUUGGCGUGGAUUGCACCGUUAUUUCUUUUCACGUUACCUUCCAUAUUCGUUUAUUCUGGCGGGAAUGAGCUGCUCAUUUUUGGCUUCGAAAUGUUCAGAGUUUCGAUCUUCCAGCUUGUUCCAAGCAUUCUAUUUAUUUUUGUCAUCUGCCGUCUCUGUUUCAUAGCCCGAGACAUUUCGCGGAAAGAAGCGGCCCUCAUGGCUCAAAUCAGCUAUAAUUUUCAGCCGCAACAAAAUGCGACUAGAAAGAAAUGCAAGGAAAAAAAGGCCUCAGUAAAUAUGAUUAUAUUCAUUAUUGUGUUCUUCGUCCUUUGCCACAUUGGGGGAAAUUUUCGCUGUUUUUGUUACGUCUUCAAAACUUGCAUCGUUUCUGACGGUUUGGAAAGAGCCAUCCACAUCUUUUUUGUUAUGAACUCGGCCGUAAACCCAGUUGUUUACGCUGUCUUGAAGAAAGACAUAAAGAGGGAGCUGAUGAAAAUGUGUGCGAUGUGAUUACAAACGAUUCUAUGUUUGGGAUCGGAGAAAUUAAAAUUUUUUCAUAAAUCAUUAUACAACAUUGCGAAAAUCCAACAAAAUUAGUUGAAAACAUUUUAAAAGCCAGUGGAAAACCAUAUUUUGGUUUAGUAAAAAACGAUGUUUUUUUCUUACAACUUUUGGUUAAUUAAACAUGUGUUUGGUUUGGAAAAGUGAGCAAAAAAAACGCGUCGCGGUUAAAAUUGCACGCGUUUUGUGAUGUAAAUAACUGUUUACUAUGACACCUGAAAUCAUGUACUAAAUAUAAUGUUUAUAUGAUCAUUGAUGUAAUUUUAGAAUGAACCUCCUGAUUGAAGAAUGAAAAUUGUUCCUGUAAUAUCUCCAGUUUUUGUGUUUAUGUCGGAAAGUAGUGCUUGUAGGAUAUUACACCGUGAAGCAUCACGUGUUGUUAUUGUCAAGCAACCAAUGAAUAGGUAAAAAUUGCAGCUUAAGUUAGGCGUUUGUACAACAUCGAGAGAAUUAAUAACAAAAAUU